UUGAAACCAUUAGCGUGGAAAUAGUUUGUUAAGUGGCCAACGAGCGAAAAUGGAUGCCCAUCGAGAAGCAAUUCAGAAACAAAUUCACCAAGACUGGGCCAACCGAGAGUACAUCGAGGUGAUAACGGCCAGCAUCAAACGCAUCACGGACUUCCUGAACUCGUUCGACAUGUCCUGCCGGUCACGGCUAGCGGUGCUGAACGAGAAGCUGACCACGCUGGAGCGAAGAAUCGAUUAUCUGGAGGCGUGCGUCACGAAAGGCGAAACGUUGCAAUAGUAGUAACCAAUCAACAUCCCGUCCCGGGACCAUAACAAACCUUCUUCUGCCCGAUCCGCCGUCGCAGCAGCCGGGCUGGCCGACCCCGCGUUGCGUUGUUGUAGACAACCAGCCGUGACCGACGUGUGUUCAACGGGAUGCUGAUUUCAUAAAGGUUUAUCAAAGCAACCGAGGCAUGGGUGUCGACAGCGCGAGUAGUGAUAGAGAGUGAGAGCAUGUGCUAGGGAAGGGAGAUAUCUCCAGCAAAGGGCAAGCGUGGAAUGGACAUUGGCUCGAUCCUUGCCGAUCGCAACGAGCCUUUUGAUAGCGUUUAUUUAUACGUUUCGUUUGGCUUCAUACCGUUCUUUCUAGGUUAAUAGAUUUCGCAGCGCAAAAAAGGCACUUCUACAUCCGCAAAAAUGGCGGGCGUUUUGAUAUUCAGUUCUCUCUGCCGUCAUCAUGUCACCUCACCAGAAGCUAGGGACUAGGUUAAAAGUUCGAUAAAUGAAAAAAAUAAAUAUUUAACUUU
This is a messenger RNA of Anopheles bellator, 785 nucleotides long. It is a transcript of the gene HSPC300, whose product is annotated as probable protein BRICK1-B. Lineage: Eukaryota; Metazoa; Arthropoda; Insecta; Diptera; Culicidae. The record is from RefSeq and is a predicted model, not a curated record. Gene Ontology annotation, molecular function: protein-containing complex binding. Gene Ontology annotation, cellular component: SCAR complex. The coding region runs from base 50 to 277 and encodes 75 amino acids. The transcript is spliced from 2 exons. Gene Ontology annotation, biological process: actin filament organization; cell motility; regulation of actin polymerization or depolymerization.